AUGAACGAAAAUUACUACGAAAAACGCCAAGCGAGCCCGGGCGAAACGAGACGAUCGAUUUUACGGAAUCCGGCCCGGGUAAACAGCGAGGGUGGAGAAUGGGUCGACACCCUAAUAACCGUUGACCACCCAACUAGAGCCACCCAACCAAACCCCGGGAAUUGGGGAGAACGGAAAAAGACGCGUCGCCGGAUCGUAAACGACGCAAAAUCUUCAAAAACUCGUGACGAAUAA
Macrosiphum euphorbiae (potato aphid) is the source of this 234-nucleotide messenger RNA. NCBI's taxonomy places the organism in Eukaryota, Metazoa, Arthropoda, Insecta, Hemiptera, Aphididae. The record is from the annotation of a GenBank genome assembly.